Molecule: messenger RNA, 2007 nt
Organism: Acinonyx jubatus (cheetah)
Lineage: Eukaryota; Metazoa; Chordata; Mammalia; Carnivora; Felidae
Gene: ZCCHC9
Product: zinc finger CCHC-type containing 9
Exons: 6
Coding region: 123-938 (271 amino acids)
Molecular function (GO): nucleic acid binding; zinc ion binding
Source: RefSeq, a predicted model, not a curated record
GCGACAACGUAUUUCCGGUCCCCAGUGCCGACUCGGUUGCAGGGGGACAGACUUCUCUGGUUCGCUAACUCGGCUGUCCUGGAGGAUUCAUGCGCGUUUGAUAAGGUAACUUUGAUGAAAUCAUGACCAGGUGGGCACGAGUUACUACCACACGUAGCAAGAGACCUUUGGCUGCAACAUCAUGGGAGGACAUGAAGAAGGGGUCCCUUGAGGGAGAAGGCCAAAACCUACCAAAGAGUAAACAACUUGAAGCCAAUAGGCUCUCUGCUAAAAAUGAUACGCCUCAAGCAAAACACAAAAAGAACAAAAAGAAAAAGGAGUACUUAAAUGAAGAUGUAAAUGGAUUCCUGGAAUACUUAAGGCAAAACCCACAGAUGGUUCAUAAUGGAGAGAGAAUAGCAACAGACAGUCAGGAGGUAAGGGAAGAAAUUGCAGUUGCUUUAAAGAAAGAUAGUCGCCGGGAAGGAAGAAGACUAAAAAGACAAGCAGCAAAGAAAAAUGCAAUGGUAUGUUUCCAUUGUAGAAAACCUGGCCAUGGAAUUGCAGAUUGCCCAGCCGCCCUUGAGAAUCAAGAUAUGGGCACUGGAAUAUGUUACCGGUGUGGGUCCACAGAGCAUGAAAUAACCAAGUGCAAAGCCAAAGUAGACCCAGCUCUUGGUGAAUUUCCUUUUGCAAAAUGUUUUGUUUGUGGGGAAAUGGGACAUCUGUCCAGAUCUUGUCCUGAUAAUCCCAAAGGACUUUAUGCUGAUGGUGGUUGCUGCAGACUUUGUGGCUCUGUGGAACAUUUUAAGAAAGAUUGCCCUGAGAGUCAGAAUUCAGAUCGAAUGGUCACAGUUGGUCGCUGGGCAAUGGGAAUGAGUGCAGACUAUGAAGAAAUUUUGGAUGUGCCUGAACCACAGAAACCCAAAACAAAGAUACCUAAAGUUGUUAAUUUUUGAUAAUGAUUAGUACUAUCAUUAGUUACCACCUCAUUGUGAGCUACUCUGAACUGGGCCUACCUCAUAUACUGGAGCUGAGCUCCCUUGGAGACCUGUGUUGUAGACAUCAGUAUGAUGUGCAUAUGGUCAGAUAGUUUCCUGAGUGCUAUCCAUUAAAGAGUGCCUCUAUCACUGGAGAAAAUCAUUGAAGAAAAGUAUAAGAUUUUUAAAUUGGAUUCUCUAAAAGAAUAUUUUUAACAGGUAGAAUGUAGGUAUAACUAAGUGGUUACAUACUUGAUUGUAACAAUCAUCUUUUUCUUAAAAACUAUGCAUUAAUGUGAACCACCCUUAAAGUAUAACUUUUGCGUUUAGAAAUGAAGUUUUGGUUAUACUGUUUUCUUGGUUCAAUAUAUCAAUUUAUUAUUAUAUUAGGAAUUUAUAAGUUGCCACAAUACUGUAUUUUUAAAAUAUUUAAUUCAAAAAUCAUUUGCUAUGUACUUAUUUUUCUGAAUACCUCAUUCUGGAUUGAACUAGCCAUUGUCUGUUUAUGUCCAGGUAAUCCCUUUGGGAACACAAUCUUUUUAUGAAUUCUAGAUGAGAUUAAUUUUGGUUAAUUUUUGUUUUAGUUUUGACAUAAAGAAGCACAAAUUAUUGAGGUAACAUAGAAGAAUACGUUAACAACAGCUCCUUCUUUGUCCUGGAUUUUCAAGAGUGAAAUUCUAGCCAAAAUUAUUUUGGGGUAUUUAACCAGAAUGAUGUUACUUAACAGAUUGUAUAUCACACUUAAUAGCAUUUUGUUCAUGUGUUUUAGAUGAGUCUGGGUGAGAUGCAGGUAUCACCAUAAUAGAGUUAGAAUGCUAAUCAGAGACCCAUUAGCUUCUUUGUUGGAUUUUAUGAAUACAUGCAUACUUAAUACAUGUAUUUCACAAGGCUAGGGCUCAUAUUGUAAUGGAAUGACUCUAGUGGAUUGUGUGUUUCAUUUGGAAUUUUACCUGAUUGGAUACAUUUGUAACUAAAGGAAACAGCUGUGAUUAGUUACUGUAGCUUCAAAAGCAAAAUAUUUACCAAAUAAGAAACACUUUUCUCUGUU